AUGACGUCUCAACAUCCUGACUUCGACGCCUUCUACGACGACCAGGUAGCUGCGCAUCGACAGCUCUUUCCGCGACAACCUCUCUGGGAUCGCAUCGCCCAACCGAGUGUUCUUAUCUCUUGCCUCAUCGUCGUCCUCACCCUUGCAUACAACUUAUAUGCUUCUACCACCACUGUCCGAGAAUCGAUACAUUUGCUAGGAACAAGUCUCUGGGACGGCUUUGUAUUCAUUGUCCCGGAGAGUCUCCUGGAUGCAUUAGAUACCCCCGAUAACUCGACGACAACCGGAACCUCCGCCUCGAUGUUGUGUGCCGAACGAACUAGAUAUGCCGUUAAGAACGAGAAAAUACGGCGGGUCCUUGGGCUCGACCGCUCUGGCGGCGUCAUGUCCUCGGUGUUCCAGGUCAGGAACCGCGCCCUCUCGAUGACCGGUAGCGUUUUGGGGUUGAAGAACGAGGCCGACCGCCCGCCAGGCCUUGGUAACAUGGACAACUCAUGCUACCAGAACAGCAUCCUCCAGGGGCUCUCAUCCCUCAAGCCUCUUCCCGAGUAUCUCUCCACCUACCUCGAAACAUCAAAGAACAGUGGUGGUGAUGAUGUCGCACAAACAUUACGAACCCUAAUUACCGACCUAAACGACGUAUCAAAUUAUGGAAGAACGCUGUGGACUCCAGGUCUGCUCAAGUCAAUGAGUACCUGGACACAGCAGGACGCCCAGGAAUACUACUCUAAAAUACUAGACGAUAUUGAUAAAAGUGUCGCCAAGGCCAUCAAGAACGCCCAGCCCCAACAUCCUGGCCUGGCAGCCAAGUUGGAUAAGGACGACAUGGCCGCAAGCCAGCACAGUGAUGACAGUGGUUAUCAGAGCAUAGCGAGUUCCUACGAGACCAAACUGCCUCGCAACCCAUUAGAAGGCCAUCUUGCACAAAGGGUAGCAUGCGUGCAAUGUGGACAUUCCGAUGGUCUAUCCAUGAUACCUUUCACAUGCUUGACGCUAAGUCUUGGGUUGAAUAAGCACCAGCACGACCUGUACGAGCGUCUGGAUGCCUAUACCAAGGUUGAAGCAAUUGAGAACGUCGAGUGCUCUAAAUGUACAUUGAUGAAGCACGAGACACUUUUGUCUAGCAUAGUGAACAAGAUGCGAAACGACAGUUCAUCUGAAGAGCAACUUGAAACAUGUCUCCGUCGACUCGAGACAGUCAAGUUGGCCUUGGAAGAAGACAAUUUCGAGGAAAAGACUUUGACAGAAAAGUGCAAAAUAUCUAAGAAAGUCAGCACAACCAAGACCAAGCAGAUUGUCGUUUCUCGAGCGCCACAAAGCCUGGCAAUUCAUAUGCAACGGUCUGUUUUCGAUCCGUCUACCUUCAAUAUGAUGAAGAACUCAGCUCCGGUGGAGUUCCCUAUGACGUUGGAUCUUGGGCCUUGGUGCUUGGGUAGUGCGGGAUCCAAUCCCUCACCCGAAGAACCGAUUGUUAAAGAAGAAUGGCAAACCGACCCUCGACAGUCAAUGGUGGCUGGUGAUCAAGGCUCAGCCAGGUUCACGGGACCUAUCUAUGAACUUCGAGCAGUGGUAACGCACUACGGUCGACACGAAAACGGGCACUACAUCUGCUAUCGCAAAUAUCCACGACACAGUCCUCCUAACAAGGUGGUCGAGGACGAUGAGCCCGAUAGCAAGACGGACGACCAGCCAGACCCGAAAGGCCCGAGCAACAAAGAAUCGGACGAAAACGAGAUGGAUUGGUGGAGGCUAAGCGACCACAAUGUUUCCAAGGUCAGCGAGGAUGUGGUACUGAGUCUUUCUCCCGGGGUGUUCAUGCUCUUUUACGACUGUGUGGACCCUGUCAUGGUUCCAAACGACGAGGACAUCAACAUGCAGGAUGCGGACGAAGUUGCAAACCUAACCCCGGAUGAUGCAGACGGACUGGAUAGUGCAACGGGAAACACAACUCAGAUCUUUCAGGGGCACGAAAGCCAAAAGUUUAACGACAAACCGGAAGAAGCACAUGGUUGGACAGAAGGCGCCACGUCAUUGUGCCUUAAUGAUGAGGAUGAAACGAUAACGCGCGGCUCGAAUUUGAUUGCCAAUACAGCUUCACUGGUUCAAGCUGAGCCAUGA
This is a messenger RNA of Fusarium sp. VM40, 2118 nucleotides long. Lineage: Eukaryota; Fungi; Ascomycota; Sordariomycetes; Hypocreales; Nectriaceae. The record is from the annotation of a GenBank genome assembly.